Conger conger (European conger) is the source of this 1714-nucleotide messenger RNA. RefSeq names its product integrin-linked protein kinase-like. The transcript has 13 exons. Gene Ontology annotation, biological process: integrin-mediated signaling pathway; protein phosphorylation; cell-matrix adhesion. The record is from RefSeq and is a predicted model, not a curated record. Gene Ontology annotation, molecular function: protein kinase activity; protein binding; ATP binding. Lineage: Eukaryota; Metazoa; Chordata; Actinopteri; Anguilliformes; Congridae. Gene Ontology annotation, cellular component: focal adhesion; stress fiber.
CGACCCGCCUCUGGACGGACAGGCAACACUCGAGUGCUGCACGUCAGAGGGACAUUUUUUUUUGUGUGAAACGAGGGUGUGGCGGCGGGGAUAUCGGGACAGUUCAGUGGGUCUUUGGCUGGUUUGGGAAAUAGCGACUGUACUCGAACCGACAGGAGUGUGAUGACAGGGAAACAGCGCCCCCUGUCUCCCUUUAGCUGAGUGGCGCUCGGUUCCCAUUCAGCCUCCCAAACCCUCGUGACCGGUCCCCCAUACCGCCCUCCGGUCCAGCCCCCCCCCCCCCGCCCAAAGAGGAAGAGCGAGAGGAGGAAGAGGAGGGGGGAAGAGCCGUCAUGGACGACAUCUUCACCCAGUGCCGGGAGGGCAACGCAGUGGCUGUCCGUCUGUGGCUGGACAACACAGAGAACGACCUCAACCAGGGGGAUGAUCACGGGUUCAGUCCGCUGCACUGGGCGUGUCGGGAGGGGCGCUCCGGCGUGGUGGACAUGCUCAUCAUGAGGGGAGCGCGAAUCAACGUGAUGAACCGAGGAGACGACACGCCCCUGCACCUCGCCUCCAGCCACGGACACCGAGACAUCGUCACCAAGCUGAUCCAGGUCAAGGCUGACCCCAAUGCCUCCAACGAGCACGGCAACACGCCCCUGCACUACGCCUGCUUCUGGGGCCAGGACCUGGUGACCGAGGACCUGGUUACUAACGGAGCCCAGGUGAGCAUCUGUAACAAGUAUGGAGAGACGCCAUUGGACAAGGCCAAGCCUCACCUGAGAGACCUGCUGAAAGAGCGUGCGGAGAAGCUGGGGCAGAGUCUGACGAGGAUCCCCUUUAAGGACACCUUCUGGAAGGGCACCACUCGAACCCGGCCCCGAAACGGCACACUGAACAAACUUGCAGGAAUUGACUUCAAGCAGCUGUCUCUGCUGGCCAAGAUCAACGAGAACCAUUCAGAGAGGUGAGACUGUCUGUGGCAGGGGCGUUGGCAGGGCACUGAGAUUGUGGUGAAGGUGCUGAAGGUUCGCGACUGGACCACCAGGAAGAGCCGUGACUUCAACGAGGAGUAUCCCAAACUCAGGAUCUUCUCCCACCCCAACGUGCUGCCCAUGCUGGGGGCCUGCCAGUCCCCCCCCGCCCCCGACCCAAUCAUCAUCACCCACUGGAUGCCCUACGGCUCUCUGUACAACGUACUCCACGAGGGCACCAACUUUGUGGUGGACCAGACGCAGGCGGUGAAGUUUGCUCGGGACAUUGGGUCUGGGAUGGCCUUCCUGCACACCCUGGAACCCAUGAUCCCCCGACACUAUCUCAACAGCAAGAGUGUCAUGAUUGACGAGGAUAUGACAGCCAGGAUAAGCAUGGCGGAUGUGAAGUUCUCCUUCCAGUGUCCCGGCAGGAUGUACGCUCCAGCCUGGGUGGCUCCUGAAGCCUUGCAGAAGAAGCCAGAGGACAUUAACCGCCGGUCAGCCGACAUGUGGAGCUUCGCCGUGCUUCUGUGGGAGCUGGUGACCCGGGAGGUGCCCUUCGCCGACCUCACCAACAUGGAGAUCGGCAUGAAGGUCUCCCUGGAGGGCCUCCGGCCCACCAUCCCCCCCGGCAUCUCGCCACACAUCUGCAAGCUGAUGAAGAUCUGCAUGAACGAGGACCCGGCCAAGAGGCCCAAGUUCGACAUGAUCGUGCCCAUCCUGGAGAAGAUGCAGGACAAGUGAAGCGCCCCCCCCCC